UCUCCUAUCUCCCCCAUCUUUCUUCCUGUAGAAAUUCCAAAUAAUAUCUAGUUCUAUUCCUUAAAUAAAGAAAGAAACCAAUGGCGGACGAGACAUCAACAUUGGUGUUGAAUGUUGAUCUUGACUACCAUCCCUGCAAGACGAAGAUGAGAAAAGUUCUUCGGAAAUUCCUUGAAAUCAAGAGCCAGAUUUUUUACGAGGAGCAAAAGAAGGUGAUCAUAUCUGGUCCGUUCGACCCGGAGAAGCUCAUCAAGAAGCUCUAUUGCAAGGUCGGAUGCAAAAUCAUCACUGGCUACGAGAUCCUAGAACCGGCCAAAUCCAAAGACAAACAGACUGUUCCAUCCUCAACUACAACUAAACCCCCAAACGAGCAACCUCCGUCAAAACCUGAGCCACUAGUACCUGGACCAGUGAACAUAGUGAUUGGGCCAAUCGGACCAGUAUGCUACUGUAGGCCGUUUCAAUUACCUGAUUGCCCGAUUCUAAUGGAUUGCUAUUGCAGUGUGAAAAACCCAACUUGUCAUUGCAAUGGAUCUUGAGUUAAUUGCCAAUGUGGGGGGGGGGGGGCAAUUCCAAUUCAAUUAUAUCCCAGGUUAUUUGCCAAUGUGGCUGUGGGGGCCACAGCAGCUGUCGUUUCUUGAUUGAAGAGGAAGGUUGCACUAUCAUGUAAAAAUGCUGGGCUUUUUUUGUUUUUUUUUUUUUUUUGGGUUUCUAUGGGACAUAAAUUCCAUGCUGACCCAACAACACAUCACUUAGUCAUGUUGGAACCUGUCAUUAUUUGAUUGGACUAUGUGUCGCUAUUAGAAAUAUGUUGAAUUAAGUAGGCAUUCAAUGUAACUAGUUUCAAACAUGCUUUAUAUGACCAUCUCUACAACCCAAUCAAAUCUCACCACCACUCCCUAACACUCCUAAGCCAAGUGCUGUUGGGUCAGCAGCAAUCAGAGUCCGUUUCUAUAGCAGGUAUAUAGUGUAGAUUUUACUGUAAUGUUGCUAAAUGAGUGGAGUUUAAUAUUUGGAAAGUGGAUCUAUCUAUUUAGUAAGGACAUGUUUGGAUUUAAAUUGAGGAAGUAUUAUUUCUA
Molecule: messenger RNA, 1079 nt
Organism: Magnolia sinica
Lineage: Eukaryota; Viridiplantae; Streptophyta; Magnoliopsida; Magnoliales; Magnoliaceae
Product: protein PYRICULARIA ORYZAE RESISTANCE 21-like
Exons: 3
Coding region: 81-539 (152 amino acids)
Biological process (GO): regulation of defense response to fungus
Source: RefSeq, a predicted model, not a curated record